GGAGCCCCGCCCACUCUACGCGCCGCUCUGGGUUGGAGCUGCAGUGUGUUCUAGCAGCGGUUGGGUAAGGGAAUGCAGCUGUCCGCUGUCCGGGAAGCAUAACCAUAUAUACCCAUACAGACAGCACACCGCCCUAGGAGCUGGACUAGACCUGCCUCCCUCGACUGCCGGAGAAACCCGACACACACAUCCCGAUCACCGUGGAGCAAAGACUCUAUCCACAAAGGCGAGUGGUAAAAGAGCGGAGCCGCGAGCAUGGCGGUCGAAGAGGAAGGGCUACGGGUUUUCCAAAGCGUCAAAAUAAAAAUAGGUGAGGCGAAGAACAUCCCUCCGUACCCAGGUCCCAACAGGAUGAGAGACUGUUACUGUACUGUCAACCUGGAUCAGGAGGAGGUCUUCAGAACCAAGAUCAUCGAGAAGUCUCUGUGCCCUUUCUAUGGAGAGGACUUUUAUUGUGAAAUCCCCCGUAGUUUCCGCCAUCUGUCCUUCUACAUCUUCGACAGGGACGUGUUCAGGAGGGACUCCAGCAUCGGUAAGGUAGCAGUGAAGAAGGAGGAUCUCCAGAGGUAUCAUGGUAAAGACACCUGGUUCCCUCUGCAACACGUCAGCGCAGACUCAGAGGUUCAGGGAAAGGUCCACAUAGAGCUGCGUCUCAGCGAGGUCAUCACAGACAGCGGCGUCGUCUGCCAUAAACUGGCCACACGUGUAGUGGAGUGCCAGGGCCUGCCCAUAGUGAAUGGACAAUGUGAUCCGUACGCUGCUGUAUCCCUGCUGGGCCCAUCCAGAUCAGAAGCGAAGAAGACCAAGGUGAAAAGGAAAACCAACAACCCCCAGUUUGAGGAGACAUUCUACUUUGAGGUGACACGACCUCUUAGCCACACCAAGAGACAGUUUGAUGUGGAGGAGGAGGAUGUUGACAAGCUGGCUCUGAGGGUUGACCUGUGGAAUGCCAGUAACCUGAAGUUUGGAGAUGAGUUCCUGGGAGGGGUCAGAGUUCCUCUGAGGGCCCUGGGACAGGCUGGGGUCCACGACGCAUGGUACUUUCUGCAGCCCAGGGAUAAUGGAGGGAAACCUGUGAAGGUGGAUGAGCUGGGUUCUCUUCGUUUAAACAUUGUUUACACUGAGGACCAUGUGUUCUCAUCUGACCACUACAGCCCUCUGAGAGACCUGCUGUUGACCUCAGCUAACGUAAAGCCGGUGUCGGCAUCAGCGGCUCAUAUCCUCGGGGAGGUCUGCAGGGAGAAACAGGAAGCAGCUAUCCCAUUGGUCCGUCUGUUCCUUCACUAUGGAAACAUCCUGCCUUUCCUCAGUGCCGUCGCACACGCAGAGGUCAACCGCACACAGGACCCUAACACCAUCUUCAGAGGAAACUCUCUAACGUCUAAAUGUAUCGAUGAGACCAUGAAGCUGGCUGGGAACCACUACCUCCAGGUCACCCUGAGAGCCAUGAUAGAUGAAAUCUGUACGGACCACAAGCCCUGUGAGAUCGACCCGGUGAAGCUCAAAGAGUCAGAAAACCUAGAGACCAACAGGGAGAACCUGCGUCAGUAUGUAGACCGGAUCUUCAACAUGAUCACAACGUCAGGUGUGCGCUGUCCCACCGUCAUGUGUGAUAUUUUCUUCUCACUCAGAGAAUCGGCUGCAACACGUUUCGAAGUUGACCAGGACGUGAGGUACACAGCGGUCAGUAGUUUUAUCUUCCUGCGUUUCUUCGCCCCGGCCAUCCUCUCUCCCAACCUGUUCCAGCUGCGACCGCAUCACCCAGACCCCGCCACGUCUCGGACCCUCACCCUCAUCUCCAAGACCAUCCAGACACUGGGUAGCCUGGCCAAGUCGAAGUCGGCUAGUUUUAAAGAGACUUACAUGGCGGCCUUCUACGAUUACUUCAACGAGCAGAAGUAUGCCGACGCCGUGAAGAACUUCCUGGACCUAAUCUCGUCGUCAGGGAGAUGGGACCAGAAGAGUAUCGAGACUCCAAUCAUGCUGAAAGAGGGGUUCAUGAUCAAGAGAGCCCAGGGGAGGAAACGUUUUGGGAUGAAGAACUUCAAGAAGAGAUGGUUUCGCCUCACUAACCACGAGUUUACCUACCACAAAACCAAAGGUGAGGGCGCUCUCUGCAGAAUCCCUAUAGAGAACAUCCUGGCUGUAGAGAGACUGGAGGAAGAGUCAUUCAAGAUGAAGAACAUGUUCCAGGUAAUCCAGCCAGAGAGGGCUCUGUACAUCCAGGCCAAUAACUGUGUGGAGGCCAGGGACUGGAUAGACAUCCUGACCAAGGUCAGCCAGUGCAACAGGAAGAGACUGAGCACCUACCACCCCUCAGCUUACCUCAACGGACACUGGCUCUGCUGUAAGAUGGCUGCCGACACAGAACCAGGCUGUACACCCUGUACUGGAGGCCUCCCAGCCAACAUUCAGCUGGAUGUGGACGGAGACAGAGAGGCAGAGAGGAUCUACUCCCUGUUCAGCACGUACAUGAACAAACUGGUCAACAUGCAAGAGGCCUGUGGCAGUAGAUCAGUAUAUGAUGGCCCAGAGCAGGAGGAGUAUUCCAGCUUCCUCAUCGACGAUCCCCGGGAGACCUAUAAGACCCUGAGAGUGAUCAUCUCCUCUGUUCAGACACUGGAGCAGCAGCACACCAAGUACAAACGAGACGUGUUCAGGAAGACUAAGAUCGGCAGCCAAGAACAUCCAAUCGGAGACAAGAGUUUUCAGUGUUACAUCCACCAGCAGUCUGAGAGCUCCACCUACUCCAUCUAGCCCCACCCACCAACCACUGCCAUGAAGCGCAGAGCUCUGCCCCCGAAGACCUGAGACCUAGCAACACUUCCUGGUUACUCCUGGUCCACGGCUUCCCAUGGUGCAUCUUUCAGAACACGGACACUCAGAGCCGAGGUCAAAUCGGGUAGAAGAGAGAGGGGAAGAGAG
Molecule: messenger RNA, 2925 nt
Organism: Salvelinus fontinalis (brook trout)
Lineage: Eukaryota; Metazoa; Chordata; Actinopteri; Salmoniformes; Salmonidae
Gene: rasa3
Product: RAS p21 protein activator 3
Exons: 23
Coding region: 256-2757 (833 amino acids)
Biological process (GO): negative regulation of Ras protein signal transduction; intracellular signal transduction; regulation of GTPase activity
Molecular function (GO): GTPase activator activity
Source: RefSeq, a predicted model, not a curated record